AUGGUCAAGGGGAGUUGCGGUGCGGCAACGGCAAAUAUGUACGGUGGUGCAUGGCAAGAUGGGGCGCCUCACAGCUACGGUGAAAAUACUUACACCAAUGGUGACACUUUUCACGGUGAGCGGGAGUUUGGAAAGCGCUCUCGGUGCGGGGGGGCUACCUUCAUGCUGCGGGACACUACUUUGAGGGAAGCUACAAGGAUGACCAGCCGCAUGGAUACGAGCUGCUGCACACAGUUGAAGGGGACGGUUAUGCCGGGCAGUGGCGCUGCGGAGAGAAACAUGGGAAGGGUCGAGAGACGCUCCGCAAUAGACAACGCUUCUUUGGCACGUGGUGCGAUGGAAGAAAGGAAGGCAAGGCAAACUCUGCCAGAAGCGUUGCAUCCCAUUUUUUGGUGUAUGGCACGAUGGCCACAACGUUGGUAG
Messenger RNA from Trypanosoma rangeli, 423 nucleotides. RefSeq names its product phosphatidylinositol-4-phosphate 5-kinase. The record is from RefSeq and is a predicted model, not a curated record. The transcript has a single exon. NCBI's taxonomy places the organism in Eukaryota, Euglenozoa, Kinetoplastea, Trypanosomatida, Trypanosomatidae. Bases 1 to 423 code for a protein of 140 amino acids.